Molecule: messenger RNA, 2348 nt
Organism: Neurospora tetraspora
Lineage: Eukaryota; Fungi; Ascomycota; Sordariomycetes; Sordariales; Sordariaceae
Exons: 2
Coding region: 1-2070 (689 amino acids)
Source: RefSeq, a predicted model, not a curated record
AUGUUCCAUAUCCGCCCAAAACGACUCAUUAUGUGGACAACCAUGCUGGUUACGGUGUUGCCUCUCCAUUUGGUAUUUAAUUCGGCCAUAUCAUCAACCACUUCCACGCGGACAUAUCACGUGCUGGCUAUCUCUCCAGAGUAUCUGACGCGCCCAUUCACCGUCCUUCGAGACUCGGUCAUCCCUACAGUUGCUGGCCAGCAGGCGGACGCCAACGGUCUGCUCUUUGACCUCCAGGAUACACGAGAAUGGAGAAGAGUCAAUGUCAAGUCUGUUUUGAUAGAUCUUGAAGCGAAGGGGUCAUAUUACGGUGGUGUUGUCUUGGUAGCCGAGCAAAAGGCUAUAUGGGCCACCAGAAAUAACAUGUCGGAGCCUGUGUCUGGGAUCCCAUAUCACAUCAUUGAGAAAGCGACACUGGGGUCUGAUUUGCACCCAGACUGGAUAAGGGCUAUCACCGUCAUGGUCACGACCAAUAGGACUGUAGAGGACUCUUCCGAGUACCCUCAUCAGGUAACACCUGACCGGAUUGACCCUCUGGGGUAUGAUAACUGGGAUGAGGUUGAGGAUCAGGACCCCUUCUGGGGCCAUUUAUGCCCGAAAGGGGUCUGCCCCUUCGAUAACCCGCAAGGAGGAUACGAAUUGGAUCCAUCAACACCGGGAUUUGACACCGUGUUCAGGAUUCAAGGCAACAUUUUUGUCAGACAGGUCCCCUCGAGAUGUCGAUUGCUCGCAGAACCAAUAUUUUGGUGGUUGACCACCUUUUGCAACAUCGUCAUUGCGGCCUGUCUCAGCUUCAUGGCUUGGUUUUACAAAUCGACACCACUGGUUACCAUUGGAGAUGCGAUAGACUCGUUUUUAACUGAGCCACCGUCUCCAGACUCAAGGACAAUCCCGAGAUCAAGCUGCACUUACCACUACACCUCGUUCACAAACAUCUUCAGGCCACCGCUCCCGCUGCAGGCUUACAACCCCAAAGCAAGGCCGAUGUGGAAAUCGGUUUCUUUGAUGCGGUGGUCUCUAACCACGGCCUGGGUCCUCUGCGUACUUGCCCUGUGCGGCCUCCAGUUCAGUAAAGCCCUGGAAGUUGAACGCCAGUACGCCUCACCAAAUGAGCGCAUCAGUAAGUCGCUGGUCACCUUCAACCUCGGGAUGGACUACGACCACCUUGUUUACGAAGGCGACGGCAGCACAACGAAUAUGUUGUCCCACCGCUGGCGUCUCGUCCUGAUCGCCAACACGCCCCAAGUCUUUCUCUCGCUGACGUACCUCUUCCUCAACAACAUCUUGACCAAGAUGGUUGCCGAGCGUGAAUGGCACUCCUUCCAUGUUGGAACCGGAACCAAAGUCGAAAGCGAAAGCAACAGCAAAAGCGGAAAGAAGACAUGGAUGCAUCGACUAAUUGCAGGAAGAAUAAGGACAAGAGAAAAAGAAAACGAAACCGAGUGUGAGCCAUCCCCAACCCCCAAAACCAAGACAAGGAUCAAAACGCUGCGUACCUCCCAGCCCCGCGGCUCCCAACGCUCCACCUUCUUCCUCAGCCUGCCCUACCGCUACGGCCUCCCCUUUGUCGUCGUCUCCAGCGUCAUGCACUGGCUCAUGAGCCAGUGUCUGUACUUCACCGAGGUGGACUUCAUCGAUCUGGAUGGAGUGACCCUUGACAAGUCCAACCCGACCACGUUGACGCUGGGGUACUCGACCUGGGCUAUCUUCUGGGUGAUCGUGCUCGGGACGCUUUCGUGGCUCACGAUUUUGGGGUUGGCGGUUUUCGGCAGGUAUCCGGCUGGGAUGCCGAUUAUGGGCGGGUGUUCCGCUGUUGUGGCUGCUGCUUGUCAUCGUCCAUUGACAGAGACAGGGAGAGUGAGAGAGAGAAGAGUGGAAGAGAGUGAUGAUGGGGAUGGAGAUGGGGAUGAGAUGGAAGAGGAGGGAGAUACGGAUAUCGCGGCAGGCCCGUUGUCGUGGGGAGUAAUCAAGCAAGUUGUUGUGAGGGAUGGAGUGGAGGUAGAGGAGAAAUGGCUUGGGUUCACGAGGGGGGAGGCGGAGAAGCCUGUUGUUGGUGAGACAUAUGGCUAGGACCAGGUCGGGAUCAGAAGCUAUACGACGAGACUUGGGGCUGGUGACCGGGGGCACCGGGGUGGUCCGAGAGACUGCCCGGUCUGUUUGACACAGUGGUCCUUCCACUUUGGCGGAACAGGACAGAAGCAGGCAGAAGAAGAAGGGCAACCCGAGCACUCGUUUGACUGUCGAAAAAGCUGUGUUCCGGUCGUACGAAAAGGACAAGGAAGGGUCAUCCAAGUCCGAGCUCUAAAUCUCAGGCACUCAGGCUACAUUUACCGCAUGUAACCGUGAGG